AUGACAUCGCCUGGCUCUCCUGGCACUACUCUGGGGGAUCAAGAUGUUAAGAGGAGCCUUGGCAUGAGUGCCUUGUUGGCUGAGGUGCCCUAUGAUCAGUGGGUUCCACUUCCUGCCAACGGUUGGCGGCCAUCAGCCCGCUACAAGGUGUUUUUAGGGAUGUUUUUAAUAUAUAAAAAUGUUCACCGCUCUAUGUAUAAAGUUUGAAAUAAUCUCAAAAUGUCCUGAUUUUAAAUUGUCUUUAUAGUUUCUGAAGAAAAGUGUUCUUCGUGCAUCUUGAAUGUCACGUACCAUCUCCACGAUCACAUAGUACCAUUUUCAUGAUUGUCUUGAGUUUUUUAUAUCUAAAGUUCUAUCCUUUAAAUGUCUUAGCAUGCUGCAGAAGUGGUGGAUGGAAAGCUGUAUAUCAUGGGCGGAAGUCGUAAUGGUCGAUAUCUAGCAGACAUUCAGGUUGAAGCUUGAUGGUUACCAUUGUCAAUGUUAAACUUGAUCUGAAGGCUGUUCACAUUUUGGCCAUUUGACAGGUUUUUGACCUUGUAACUUUGACAUGGUCUGCUGUCAAACCAAAUCGAGAUUCAACUAAUGGAUUGGAAGAGGCAGUACCAGCCUGUUCUGGCCAUAGAUUGGUGAGGUCUAUGAGCAUAGGUCCUGUCAUAUCCUAUUGUGAUUUUCCAUUAAUCUCAUCUGAAGUUCUAUUGUUUUCCUUCUGCAGAUUUCCUGGGAAACUAAGCUUCUAAUUGUCGCUGGACAUUCAAAGGAACAUUCUGAUACAGUUAAAGGUCUUUUUAAGAUAGAAAUUUAUUUAUUUUUCGCUGUUCCUUCAGAGAAUGCCCAUAUUUAUCCAUGGAGAUAUCUAAAUAUAACAUUUUUUAAUAUAGUUCUCUGUUUAGUGCAUAAGAAGGUUGUUCAAAUUUUACACGAGCACAGAGUUCGUGAUUUGUGGGUCAUGCAUUGUAAUUCAUGUAGACACGUAUCUGUCCUUGCAUGUUUCCAUCCUGUGGAUUCUAUUGAUUUCAUAUCUAAUUUUUGGAUUAUGCGCAGUUUGGUCGAUUGAUCUGGGAACACAGAACUGUAACAUUAUUGAGACACAUGGAAAAGUUCCAGUAAGAUCAUAUGUUAAUGUUUCGAGACUAUUUAUAUAUGUUUUAUUCUAAAGUUGAUUCAUCAAUCAUUUUAUUUGUAUUGUGUAAUUUGUGAUGAAUCAAUUGCAUAGAUUUUCCUCGUUAACUAUGUAUAACCAGGGAUCCUCUAUGAUCUCUUUUCAGAGUGCUCGAGGAGGUCAGUCAGUGACCUUGGUUGGGUCUAAAUUGGUAAUGUUUGGUGGUGAAGUCAGACGCAAUCACCUACUGAAUGAUCUUCAUGUUCUUGAUCUGGAAACAAUGACUUGGGAUGUAGUUCAGGCUGUGUAAGGGUCUCCUUCCACAGACAUUCUGCUUCCAGAGAUUAUGAAUGUUACUUCCCUAAAACACUUUAUUUCCACUGCAAUUGUAGGCAUAAGUCUCCUGCACCAAGAUUCGAUCACACAGCUGUAGUUCAUGCAGACCGCUAUCUUAUGAUCUUUGGUGGUGGUUCGCAUUCAGCCUGUUUCAAUGAUCUUCAUGUUCUUGAUUUGCAGACUGUAAGUCCAAUUUAGUACUUUGUUGUUUCUAAUUUAUAAUCAUGAUAUUGAAAGCCGUGAUCCACAGUGAACCAAUGUGACGAAUGUUUCACAUAUGUUCUGAAAACAAAAUUUUCUCCAGUUAUUUUUUUUUUCCAUUUGAUUAACGAUUCUGUUUUUUAUGCAUGAAUAUCUUUUACUCGGACAUUUGUGGUGCCCCAUAUGAUGAGGAGAAAAUAACUUCUCAUGAAGCAUGGGGAAUAAGUUCAGAUUCCCUAAUGCAUUCCUACAAUUAUCUGGCAUAAUCUUAUUGUUGUGUCUUCAAAUUACAUUGCAGAUGGAGUGGUCUGAACCACAGACUCAGGGUGAGGUUGUGACUCCCAGGGCAGGUCACGCUGGAACUGCAAUAGAAGAUAUGUGGUAUAUAGUUGGUGGUGGAGAUAAUAAAAGCGGUCGGUUGAGACAUUAAUUAUUGAUUUUUAUUGGUGAAUUUUCAUUAUACUUAGAAAUUUUAGUCAGUUUUUCUUGUGCUGUAAUCUGUGACCUUGUCCUCUGAUAGGUGCCUGUGAAACUAUGAAGUUAAACAUGACUAAUCUUGUGUGGUCAGUGGCAACAAGUGUGCAGGAACGCGAUCCACUUGCAAGCGAGGUUUUUCCUCUCUCAUAAUUUCUUAUUUCUUAUUUUGAACUAUAAAUUUAUGUGGACGACCUUAAUGCAGGUUAGAUUCUGCGAGUACUUUUGGGAACUAUCACAUUUAAGAAUCAUUAAUCAAGAGAGCAUUAAAACAAAAUCUUUUUUUAUUUACUGAUUUAAAAAAAUCUAAAUUCCUCUCCACCAAUAUCUUCCUUUUCCUUUGAGCCUUAGAUGAUCCCAACGCUCUUACUGUGACCUCAUCCAGCAUAACUGUCUGUGGAGCAAAUGCACUUUUGACCUCGUUGUUGUCCUAAAUUAUUAAUUACUAAGAUUUACAAACCUGAAUGAACUGGACAAGUCUGAAUUCCUCGCUGACGAAUCUCAGUCGUCGGGUAUCGAGUGUCUUACAGGACUGUUGUCCAGCUUGACUGAACUAUAGGCUGUGAUUGACUCUCUCUAAGGUUCAUCAACAAUGCCAGUAGUGAUCGACACUUUUUCUCUUUCGAUAUGGUUUCUCUAAUUCUUUACUCUGUCAUUCAACCUUCCACCUAUUUGGAGCAUUUGAACCCUUCCAUUGCACCAUUCAAUUUUUUCUUUAUUAUCCAAAUUUUCGUUUAUUUCUAUCUUGAAGACUAUGAUGGGGCCAUGACUCUGUAAGCGUUACUUGUCAGGGCGUCAGUAUUUGCUCGACAACAGUUGAUGGGCUCAAAAUUCUAGUUGCCUUUGGCGGCUACAAUGGGAAAUACCACAAUGAGGUUUGUAACAUUAACACACUCUUCGAAACAUAUCUUUGGAGAUUUACCUCCAAAAACCGAUGUUAACUCUUUGUCAUACUGGAAUUUUGACAGGUGUUCGUCCUGAAAUGCAAAGUCAGCCCUUCAAAGCAGCCUCGGAUUCUCCAGUCACCUGCUGCUGCCGCUGCGGCAGCUUCAGUCAGUGCAGCUUAUGCCUUGGCCAGUGCAGCCGAGAGCAGCAGGUUGGAAGCUGCACUAGCAGAAGGCAAGAACAUCAGCCAGCCAGCCCCCAUCGUCGACCCCACUCUGCAGGUUGCCGGGAAGAUAGAAACCGUUGCCGCAGAGAAGAAGGACCUCGAAUCCAAGCUCGCUGAAGUGAGAGCUGACAAUUUGAGACUCAAGGGCAACCUUGAAGAGACGUCCAAUUUACACAGUGAGCUAUCAACGGUAAAGAUCUCGCUUAAGGAAUAGGGUGGAAGAAAUCUCUUUGAUCCAUUUGAUACCCCCGCCUGAUUGUUCAUCUUGUUCUCCAAUGAAGGAGCUUCAAUCUGUCCAAGGCCAGCUGCAGGCUGAAAUAUCAAGAUGCUCCAAGCUAGAGGUCUUCAUCUCUCAUACACGUUUACACACACACAUACAUACACAUACACACACAUCCCUAUAUUAAUGUGCACAUUUCUUGGCCUCUUUUUGCUGAUUCUAUUACUGUAUGUCUUCCCCGCUUCGCAGCUCCAAAUCGCGGAGAUACAGAAGAGGCUGGGAGUCCUUCCUUCGGUGGAGCUCGAGCUGGAAGCCCUUCGUCAGCAGAAGCCCUCAUGGCAGAGCGACUCGGUUGACGAUCAGAAGCAGAGCUCCCCCGGGAUCUGGCAAUGGGUGACCGGGAGUACCUGA
Molecule: messenger RNA, 3852 nt
Organism: Spirodela intermedia
Lineage: Eukaryota; Viridiplantae; Streptophyta; Magnoliopsida; Alismatales; Araceae
Source: the annotation of a GenBank genome assembly